This is a messenger RNA of Plasmodium gonderi, 1065 nucleotides long. Its product is annotated as variable surface protein. The coding region runs from base 1 to 1065 and encodes 354 amino acids. The transcript has 3 exons. The record is from RefSeq and is a predicted model, not a curated record. NCBI's taxonomy places the organism in Eukaryota, Apicomplexa, Aconoidasida, Haemosporida, Plasmodiidae.
AUGGAGAAUGACACUGAAUUAGAGGAUAAUGACUUCGAUAUUAAUGGUAUAUUUCCCACAUGCACAGAUGUUUUCGAUUGGAAUAUACACGCAAUAAGACGUCAAGAUAUGGCUAAUAAUUUUACACAGCUAUGUAGUAAUUUUUAUAAUAAUGAAAUGCCAGGCAAGCAUUCUACAGCUUUUUCUCAAGUAUGUCGUGUUCUUGGUCUAUAUUUAAAUCAUAUUCAAGUAAAUGUUGAAGUUAGUAAAAAAAAAGAUUGGUGUAAAUUAUUCUAUUAUAAACUGAAAAAAGACAUAAUAGAAAAAUAUCCAUUAGAAAAAUAUCCUGGCGCUAAAGAAUACUAUCAGAAAAUGACAGAAAUAUAUAAUAGAAAAUUUGAAACAAGGAUAUCUAAUAUAUGUUUGAAAUAUUUUGUCAAUAUUGAUAAAGACACAUAUAAAACAUUGGAAUAUUUGUUUGAAAUAUAUAACUGUAUUAAUGUGUUUAAAAGUAAUAUUAAAAGGACCACUGAAAAUAUGCGUAAAUUUAAAGGGUUCAUAGAAAAAUUAGAAGGACAUCCAUAUAAGUAUAAAAAACAACUUAAGGGAGAACUCGAAAAAAUUCUUAACAUAUGUGAUGCCUAUAUAAGAGAAUGGGCUGCUGAUAAAGACUUUGCAAAGCAUGCAUCAGAUCUCCUAACUCGUAAAAAUUGGAUAGAAAAAAGAAAAAGUAAACUCGAGGAAUUAGAUAAGGAAACUUUGAUACGUCAUGGGACUGAUGAUGCAAAAAAUUUAGAAAUAGAGCAGCCAAAAGUAAUGGAUACUCCAGAUUUAAUGAGGCAUGUGACAGAUGAUGUAACAAACAAUGGAAUAAGUAUUGGAACGGUUUUUAUAACUUUUUCAAUAUUAAUAAUAAUGUUUAUUUUGUACAAGUAUACCACUUAUUUUUCAUUUUUACAACCAAAUGUAAGGAAAUUAAAAAGAAAGUUGAAUAAAAAUAACAAAAAUAAUCUGGACAUUAUGUAUCCAUUUGAUGUUGAACAGAAAAAUUUAAUUGAUGAUAGGUACAAAAUAGCAUAUAGCUAA